Messenger RNA from Hippocampus comes (tiger tail seahorse), 2868 nucleotides. RefSeq names its product melanin concentrating hormone receptor 2b (gene mchr2b). NCBI's taxonomy places the organism in Eukaryota, Metazoa, Chordata, Actinopteri, Syngnathiformes, Syngnathidae. Gene Ontology annotation, molecular function: neuropeptide binding; G protein-coupled receptor activity. The transcript has 2 exons. The record is from RefSeq and is a predicted model, not a curated record. Gene Ontology annotation, cellular component: plasma membrane; neuron projection. Gene Ontology annotation, biological process: neuropeptide signaling pathway. The coding region runs from base 418 to 1446 and encodes 342 amino acids.
AGACAAUGCUUAAAAACUCCCUUGGUUGAUCUCAUCAGAAAAGAACAAAUAAAUUAAAAAGAACGAUGGACUACUUGACUGGAUUGAAAGGUCCAGCGUGACUUCCUUGAUGAUUUGCUUGAUAAACGACAGAGGCUGUCACGUUGGAAGGGAGGGAACUUGUUCUUUGUUGCGCACAACCCUGAAGAGUCCACCACGCGCGCCUCCUGAGUCUUGGCUCGCUCCACUGUUGGCCCUGACAGAUGAGACAUGCCUCGAAGACCGACGCUGUUCUUGUAUUUUGUUGAGUUCCCGCCUGUUUCACAUCACAUUGUGCCCCUUUGAGCGAAGGAGCGGUCGAGGAGAGUUGUAGGACGCGCGGCGCGCACUUGAACCAGCUGGCGAGAGAAGCGCAAGGAUCCCCGCUUUCAAAAAAAGAUGAAUGACACGGACAUUUCCUGCCACAACUCAACCGAGCCGUCAUGUGGAAACGCAACCGCAUCAUCCUCGAGUUUCAUCGACAUCACCACUUUCAUGCACAUUUUUCCGUCCAUUUAUGGCAUUCUGUGCGCCGUGGGAGUUCUGGCCAACGGCUUGGUCAUUUACGCGGUGGCUGCGUGCAAGAAAAAAAUGGUGUCGGACAUUUACGUGCUCAACUUGGCCAUAGCAGACAUGCUUUUCCUCUUGGUGAUGCCUUUCAACAUCCAUCAGCUGGUCCGAGACAGGCAGUGGGUCUUCGGGAACUUCAUGUGCAAGGCGGUGGUGGUGGUGGAUGUGAGCAACCAGUUCACCACCGUGGGAAUAGUUACCGUGCUCUGUAUUGAUCGCUACAUUGCCAUUGUUCACCCCACCUCAGAGCGGAGGACCAUUCACUGGACGAUCACGAUCAACGUGCUGGUGUGGAUCGGCAGCUUCCUCCUAACCGUGCCAGUUAUGUUGUAUGCCAAAGUUGUACGCAGACACCAUUUGCAGGUCUGCAUGAUGUAUCUUGAUGGGCCCGAGGACAUGUACUGGUACACCCUCUACCAAUCUAUCCUGGGCUUCAUCAUCCCCCUAAUCAUCAUUAGCACCUUUUACUCGCUCACGCUCUACCACGUGUUCAGCUCCAUCCGUCGAGUCAAACGCAAGCAGACCACGUGGGCCAAGAGGGCCACAAAGAUGGUGCUGAUGGUGAUCGCUCUGUUCCUGAUCUGCUGGUCACCCUACCACGUCAUCCAGGUGAUGAACCUGCGCAACAAUUCCCCGACCAUCGCCUUUAUCUACGCCUACAACAUCAGUAUCUGCCUCAGCUACUCCCAUAGCUGCAUCAACCCGCUAAUGUUGCUCAUCUUUGCCCAAAAUUACCGUGAACGUCUUUGUCGCAGCAACACGCGCAACAAUUCCCAGCACUCAUCCAAGUUGACGGUGGUCAAAACAGAGGGUUCCAGUAUGGCCCUUGAACCCAGUUAUCGUUGUACUGCCAUUUAGUGACAAACUUGUUUGGCAGAGAGACAUGGACAAGUUGCUGUUUGUUCGAAUGGACAAGAUAAUGUAGCCCGUGAAAUUCGUACAACAGAUACCACACUGAGAGUGUCAGGUUCGGCAAAAGAGGUGAAGCGCAUUUGUGUCCUUACUGACGGAACGUUAGCACUGGUCCAAGCAUAUAAACAAUGGAAGAUGGGAUGCUGAGGUAGCGCUCAAGUUUAACUGUUUGAGGAUGUCAUAAUACUGGGAGCUCCCUAUGUCGGUCAAUGUGUUUUGAGAGAGUGGUUCAGAUUUUGGCCCUGUUGUGAUGUCACUGCCAUAACAAAGAUCUGCGGUUAGCGCUACCAUGUCAACGCCAAGAGCAACGCAGAGCUUACGUGUUCGAUACACAAAUUAGCAGGUGCUUUGUACCAACAUUCCAAAACAACCACAAUGUGACAUAAAGUUCAAAAGGACCCUCAAACUCGCAGGAGAAUCUCCUCAGGCUCGGGGGGCCAACUCUGCUUCAGUACACUAUACAUAUUUGGCUAUACCUCUGAUUUUUUGUUUUUUUUUUUUCCAGUUGCUACGUUUCUGACGAGAUCAAAGCUCAUUUGUCGUCACGGUAAUGGAAUGACCUAACAGUUCCCCAAAGUGGCUGCUGUAAACAGGGCUAUUUUAAGAGGGUGAUCAGUGCAUGGUAAUUGAUCCUUUGGGUAUUUUGACUGAAAGUAUAGACAUUUUAACAAAAAUUCAGAGAAGUGUUUUAAAUGUAGGAAAAUUGAAUGCAUAGUGACUACUAUUUUAACAGUUUUUCAAAUGUUUGCCAUAACUCCACUUUGUUUAAUCAGUUUUCAGUUAAAGUGGUAAAGCCCCCUUAUCACAUAUUUUGUUCUAGGUACCAUUCGUUUCAAUAUUAAUGUUGAUGGUUGAUUAAUUCACUCAAUUAUUAUAUGAAAUUUCUGUUUUGUAUACUGUAUUUUGUUGUCCUACAAAAGUGGAGGAUGAUGGUUUGUCACAUUCAGGCUUCUUGUUGGGCGGACGGCAGUGAGAGCAGUGUGGUAAACACGUCUCAAGAUGAUGCAGAGAAAGGUCAACACACGGAUACACAAUCAGGAAUGCAAGGCGGGCCAAAUUGCCCAUGUCACUUGCAUCUUCGGAAAGGGGAGAUCUUGCAGUUGACCUGCCAAUGUCAUGUGCCGACCCCAGCGAGUCUAUUUCCGUUAAGCAUGGCCCACUUGCGCAUACAGUGCCUCCGACCUCCCUGAUUUCUAUGCAAAUGAGGGAUGCCCCUAGGAUUGGCCGGGAAAAAAAAUCUUUCCAUCCCACAAAGGUGCACAAAGGCACAAACGCUCCAUUACAGCCAAUUCUGCUUGCGCAAAAUUUAGCAAAAUACCAAAAGAAAGAAAACGCCACCCAUGCACACAGCUAGACCAUGCUGUGUGC